Equus caballus (horse) is the source of this 7594-nucleotide messenger RNA. The record is from RefSeq and is a predicted model, not a curated record. Lineage: Eukaryota; Metazoa; Chordata; Mammalia; Perissodactyla; Equidae.
CCUCGAGCCCCGGAGCCGUCCGGCGGGGCGGGGCGGGGCGGCCCGCCACCAUGGAGCCCCAGCGCCGGGAGCUGCUCGCCCAGUGCCAGCAGAGCCUGGCCCAGGCCAUGACGGAGGUGGAGGCGGUGCUCGGGCUGCUCGAGGCCGCCGGAGCGCUGAGCCCCGGCGAGCGGCGGCAGCUGGACGAGGAGGCGGGAGGCGCCAAGGCGGAGCUGCUGCUCAAGCUACUCCUGGCCAAGGAGCGGGACCACUUCCAGGACCUGCGGGCGGCGCUGGAGAAGACGCAGCCUCACCUGCUGCCCAUUCUCUACCUGAACGGCGUCGCCGGACCGCCGCAGCCCGCCGAGGGCGCCGGCUCCACCUACAGUGUCUUGUCCAUCAUGCCGUCAGACUCAGAAAGCAGCAGCUCCCUCAGCAGUGUGGGUACCACAGGGAAGGCACCGUCUCCGCCACCCCUCCUCACUGACCGGCAAGUGAACGAGAAGGUGGAGAACCUCUCCAUCCAGCUGCGGCUCAUGACCCGAGAGAGGAAUGAACUGCGCAAACGCCUGGCCUUUGCGACUCACGGGACGACCUUUGACAAGAGGCCCUACCACAGGCUGAAUCCCGACUAUGAGAGGCUGAAGAUCCAGUGUGUGCGGGCCAUGUCGGACCUGCAGAGCCUGCAGAACCAGCACACCAACGCCUUGAAGAGGUGUGAGGAGGUGGCCAAGGAGACUGACUUCUACCACACACUCCAUAGCCGGCUCCUCAGCGACCAGACCCAGCUGAAGGAUGAUGUCAACAUGCUAAGGCGGGAGAACGGACAGCUGCUGCGGGAACGUAAUCUGCUACAGCAGUCGUGGGAGGACAUGAAGCGGCUCCAUGAGGAGGACCAGAAGGAGAUUGGUGACCUCCGAGCCCAGCAGCAGCAGGUGUUGAAGCACAAUGGGUCAUCAGAAAUUCUCAACAAGCUGUACGACACCGCCAUGGACAAACUGGAGGUGGUCAAGAAGGACUAUGAUGCCCUUCGGAAGAGGUACAGUGAGAAAGUCGCCAUCCACAACUCAGACUUGAGCCGCCUGGAACAGUUGGAGGAAGAGAACCAGCGCCUGCUGAAGCAGACGGAAAUGCUGACCCAACAGAGGGACACAGCCAUCCAGCUGCAGCACCAAUGUGCUCUCUCCUUGCGGAGGUUCGAGGCAAUACACCAUGAGCUGAACAAGGCCACGGCCCAGAACAAAGACCUGCAGUGGGAGAUGGAGCUGCUGCAGUCAGAGCUGACGGAGCUGAGGACCACACAGGUGAAGACUGCAAAGGAGUCAGAGAAGUACAAGGAGGAGCGGGACGCGGUGUACAGCGAGUACAAGCUCAUCAUGAGCGAGCGCGACCAAGUCAUCUCUGAGUUAGACAAGCUGCAGACCGAGGUGGAGCUGGCCGAAUCCAAGCUCAAGAGCAGCACGUCUGAGAAGGCGGCGGCCAGUGAGGAGAUGGAGGUGUUGCGACAGAUCAAAGACACGGUGACAAUGGACGCUGGGAGAGCCAACAAGGAGGCUGAAAUCCUUCGAAAGCAGUGCAAGGCUCUGUGCCAGGAGCUGAAGGAAGCCCUCCAGGAGGCGGACGUGGCCAAGUGCCGGCGGGACUGGGCCUUCCAGGAACGGGACAAGAUCGUGGCAGAGCGGGACAGCAUCCGGACCCUCUGUGACAACCUGAGGCGGGAGCGGGACCGGGCAGUGAGUGAGCUGGCUGAGGCCCUGCGCAGCCUGGAUGACACUCGGAAACAGAAGAAUGAUGUCAGCCGGGAGCUGAAGGAGCUGAAGGAGCAGAUGGAGUCGCAGUUGGAAAAGGAGGCCCGGUUCCGGCAGCUGAUGGCCCACAGUUCCCAUGACUCGGCCAUCGACACGGACUCCAUGGAGUGGGAAACGGAAGUUGUAGAGUUUGAAAGAGAGACGGAGGACAUUGACUUGAAGGCGCUGGGGUUCGAUAUGGCAGAAGGUGUGAAUGAGCCUUGUUUGCCAGGGGACUGUGGCAUAUUUGUCACUAAAGUAGACAAAGGAAGCAUUGCUGACGGCCGCUUACGGGUCAAUGACUGGCUGCUGAGGAUCAACGACGUGGACCUCAUCAACAAGGACAAGAAGCAGGCCAUCAAAGCUCUCCUCCAUGGGGAGGGGGCCAUCAACAUGGUCGUGCGUCGGAGGAAGUCCCUGGGAGGGAAGGUGGUCACGCCGCUGCACAUCAACCUGAGUGGACAGAAAGACAGCGGCAUCAGCCUGGAGAAUGGAGUGUAUGCUGCCGCCGUGGUGCCUGGAAGCCCAGCUGCCAAGGAGGGGUCCCUUGCUGUGGGAGACAGGAUUGUGGCAAUCAAUGGCAUUGCAUUGGACAACAAAUCUCUGAAUGAGUGUGAAUCUCUGCUGCGUAGCUGCCAGGACUCCCUGACCCUGUCCCUCCUGAAGGUGUUCCCUCAGAGCUCCUCGUGGAGUGGCCAGAACAUCUUUGAAAACAUCAAGGACUCUGAUAAGAUGUUGAGUUUCCGAGCCCAUGGCCCAGAGGUCCAGGCUCAGAAUAAACGGAACUUGAUGCAACACAAUAACUCCACGCAGACGGACAUCUUCCACGCAGACAGGCUGGAGGACAAGAAGGAGUUGGGCCCCCCAGGAGGCAGCAGCUCCUUCCUGCACAAGCCAUUCCCUGGGGGAGCUUUCCCAGUCUCCCCCCAGGCCUGUCCCAGCACCUCUGAGCGCAGCCUGAGCUCCUUCCGCUCAGACACCUCUGGGGAGCGUGGCUAUGGGCUGGUGGACGUGCGCAGCCGGCGGCUACUACUGCCCUUUGAGAAUGAGGCAGGCCCUUGUGGGGUGACUGAGGCCCCUCUGGGUAAGGCAGAGUCUGAGAAUGCCAACAGUGGUGGGACCUGGCCUAAGGCCAUGCUCAGCUCCACAGCAGGGCCCGAGAAGCUCUCUGUUUACAAGAAGCCAAAGCAAAGAAAGUCUAUCUUUGACCCUAACACUUUCAAACGCCCCCAGACACCCCCGAAAAUAGACUACCUGCUCUCAGGCCCUGGGCCUGCUCACUCCCCCCAACCCUCCAAGAGGGUGGGGCCUCUGACACCCCCAAAACCUCCCAGGAGGAGCGACUCUAUUAAGUUCCAGCACAGGCUGGAAACCAGUUCUGAGUCAGAGGCCACUCUGGUGGGCAGCUCCCCAUCCACCAGCCCCCCGAGUGCCCUACCCGUUGAUGUGGACCCUGGGGAACCCAUGCACGCCUCGCCCCCUCGCAAGGCCAGGGUCCGCAUUGCUUCCAGCUACUACCCUGAAGGGGAUGGGGAUUCCUCCUACCUGCCUGCCAAGAAGUCCUGUGACGAGGACCUCACCUCCCAGAAGAUGGACGAGCUGGGGCAGAAGCGCCGCCGGCCAAAGUCUGCUCCCAGUUUUCGGCCCAAGCUUGCUCCAGUCGUGAUUCCCACUCAGUUUCUGGAGGUAGAGACCGGCACCCGGGUAGGAGGUGGAGGCAGGGAGCAGAAGAGCAUGCCAGCCAGUGGCGAACUCUCCCCAGAGCUCCAGGAGUGGUCCCCUUACUCACCAGGGCACUCUAGCCGGCACAGCAACCCCCCACCCUACCCCAGCAGAGCAUCUGUGGAUGGAGCAAGGCCAGUAGCUCGCACAGGUCCGGGGCUGGCUGGUGCUUUGGGGCGAUUGUUCUCACCCAGCCCAUUUCUAGGCACCGUUCCCCGGAGCAUGACCCCGAGCACCACUGUGAGCUCCAUCCUGAGGAACCCCAUCUACACUGUGCGUAGCCACAGGGUUGGCCCUUGCAGCUCUCCGCCUGUCCCCAGAGAGGUCGGCCCCCAGGGUUUGCAUGCCAGUGUCCAGCACCAGGGCCGCCUGAGCCUGGACCUCAGCCACAGGGCCUGCAGCGACUACUCUGAGAUGAGAGCCUCUCAUGGGUCCAACUCACUGCCCUCCAGCGCCCGCCUUGGAUCUUCAAGCAACUUGCAGUUCAAGGCAGAACGCAUUAAAAUCCCAUCAACGCCAAGAUAUCCCCGGUCUGUUGUGGGCUCUGACAGAGGUUCCUUGUCGCAUUCCGAAUGCAGCACGCCUCCACAGUCACCCCUGAACAUUGACACCCUGUCCUCAUGCAGCCAGUCCCAGGCCUCAGCCUCCACAUUGCCCAGAAUUGCCAUCAACCCUGCGGCCCUCGGGGAGCGAAGAAAGGACAGGCCCUACGUGGAGGAGCCGCGCCAUGUCAAGCUACAGAAGGGCUCCGAGCCACUGGGCAUCUCUAUCGUGAGUGGAGAGAAGGGCGGUGUCUACGUCUCCAAGGUGACUGGGGGGAGCAUUGCAUACCAGGCUGGCCUGGAGUAUGGAGACCAGUUACUUGAGUUCAAUGGCAUAAACCUGCGGAGUGCCACGGAGCAGCAGGCCCGGCUCAUCAUCGGGCAGCAGUGUGACACCAUCACCAUCCUGGCCCAGUACAACCCACACAUGCACCAGCUCAGCAGCCACUCCCGGUCCAGCUCCCACCUGGACCCUGCCAAUAUCCACUCCACUCUCCAGGGCAGCGGUGCCACCACCCCGGAGCAUCCCUCUGUCAUUGACCCGCUGAUGGAGCAGGAUGAGGGCCCAGGCACCCCCCUGGCCAAGCAGAGCACUCCCAGUUCCAGGAUGGUGGGAGACGCCAAUAAGAAGACCCCAGAGCCACGUGUUGUCUUCAUCAAAAAGUCCCAGCUGGAGCUUGGACUGCAUUUAUGUGGGGGGAACCUGCACGGGGUGUUUGUGGCUGAGGUGGAGGAUGACAGUCCUGCCAAGGGUCCCGACGGCCUGGUGCCGGGAGAUCUCAUCCUCGAGUAUGGCAGUCUGGACGUGCGCAACAAGACGGUGGAGGAGGUCUACGUGGAGAUGCUGAAGCCCAAGGAUGGCGUCCGCCUGAAGGUGCAGUUCCGCCCUGAGGAGUUCGCCAAGGUCAAGGGCCUGCCUGGCGACAGCUUCUAUAUCAGGGCCCUGUACGACCGGCUGGCAGAGGUGGAGCAUGAGCUCAGCUUUAAGAAAGACGACAUCCUCUACGUUGAUGACACCUUGCCCCAGGGCACAUUUGGGUCCUGGAUGGCCUGGCAGCUGGACGAGAACGCCCAGAAGAUCCAGCGUGGGCAGAUCCCCAGCAAAUAUGUGAUGGACCAAGAAUUCUCCAGGAGGCUCAGCAUGUCUGAAGUCAAAGACGACAACGCCACUGCAAAGACGCUGUCGGCGGCUGCACGCAGAUCCUUCUUUCGAAGAAAACAUAAGCACAAACGCAGUGGGUCCAAAGAUGGGAAAGACCUUCUUGCCUUGGACACCUUUUCCAAUGAUUCCAUUCCACUCUUUGAAGAUUCCGUGAGCCUUGCCUAUCAGCGAGUCCAGAGAGUAGACUGCAGCUCCCUGAGGCCCGUCCUGAUUCUGGGGCCUUUGCUGGACGUGGUGAAGGAGAUGCUGGUGAACGAGGCGCCUGGCAAGUUCUGCAGAUGCCCCCUUGAGGUGAUGAAGGCCUCCCAGCAGGCCAUUGAGCGGGGCGUCAAAGACUGCCUGUUUGUCGACUACAAGCGGAGGAGUGGCCAUUUUGACGUGACCACAGUGGCUUCCAUAAAGGAGAUCACAGAAAAGAACCGGCACUGUCUCCUGGACAUUGCUCCCCACGCCAUCGAGCGGCUGCACCACAUGCACAUCUACCCCAUCGUCAUCUUCAUCCACUACAAGAGCGCCAAACACAUCAAGGAGCAGAGAGACCCCAUCUACCUGAAGGACAAGGUGACUCAGAGGCAUUCCAAAGAGCAAUUUGAGACGGCUCAGAAGAUUGAACAGGAGUACAGUAGGUACUUCACAGGCAUUGUCCAGGGAGGAGCCCUGUCGAGCAUUUGCACUCAGAUCUUGGCAAUGGUCAAUCAAGAGCAAGAUAAGGUCCUGUGGAUUCCAGCCUGCCCACUGUAGAAGAUCACUGUGCUGGGGAGUGACUGCAGCUCGUCUGCCACUGUGAACACCUGGCUCAGCUCUUCGUUAGUGAUGAGAAAUGGAAGUCUAUGUGUAUAUAAACAUGAAGGGGAAGGAUCCAUGAGCAAGGACUCCAGAAGCACCUCCUUUGUAUACAGAGGGCUGGCGGACUGUUCCUCUUACACCUGUGCUUUAAGACAAAACAAAAACCACAAAAGACUUUCAAUUAGAGGGGUUUGACACCAGCCUUUCUUUAGCCAGCUGAUCAGAGAUGCUGCAAAGAGAACCUUUCAGAUCACAGUUUACAAGCCUUUUCUAAGUAUUUGGUUGUUUAUGUUUACUUGAAUGGCUCCGUGUUGUCGGUGCCCAGCCCUGCCCCUCUAUCAACCCAACCCCCCGUGUUGCUUUCGUGUUGAUUUUGUUCCUGUUUUCAGCCAAACAACUCUGGAACCUCACCGGGGGCUGCUUGCUUUGGGAGGUUCUUGUCGGUGGGACCAGAGCUUUGACAAACUUCCUGCUCCUCGGUGGCACCUCUCCUGGAAGGACCUCGCGACUGCAGAUGCUUAGACAUCUGUGGUGGCAGAACCAGUGCCUUUGUGGGGCUCACUCGCCAGGGGCAGUGUUCUCCCCACCUGCACCAGGGAAGGUGACUUUUGGCAGUCUUACACACUCAUCUCUCAGACCUUCUCUCCUGCCUUCCAUGUCUUCUCCUUCGUCUGCAUUUGUUGUUUCAGCAUUCUGUCUGGUCCGUUGGAGCGUCAUAGGUUCAUGAUGACACAGCUCGUUCCAGGCAGGGCGUUAAGCUAGGGCUGAUGCAUGCCACUGGGUCCUUUUUAGGUUCUGUAAAUAGUGACAGCCUUUAUCAGUGCAGUUUUUGCAGGGUAAUUCUUAAACUCUAUCGAGUGGGCAGGCACAGUGCUCUUUUUGAUAUGAAAACAUUCGUGUUUCAAACUUUGCAUUGAGAGCUCUUGGGGGAAGCGUAAUGAUUAGUGUUAUCACUGUCAAAAAUCUAAAAAGAGAAACUGGGAUCUUUUUAGUCUUGGCUACAGCACUCACGGCAUGAACAGUACUCCAUGAAGAUGUCUUCAUUCUUCGUUUGGGGUUUUUUUUGCACUUCUGACGCUGGAUGUCUCUGGCUGAAGAUUUGAUGUGGUCCCUCCUUAAACUGUGCGUCUUGUUAAUAAUAGGUACUGUACUGGGCUCCAUGUAAGUGUCACUGGGGUAUGAUCUAUAUUUUAAUACUGUUCCUAACAUUUCAUUUUACUAGCAAGAAAUCUUUGAUUUCAUUUUAUUCUUUGUAAUUCUAGACACUAGAUUGUAGUUUAGUCAUACUGACAUUUUUUAAAAAGGGAUAUAUUUUCUUGCACAAUUGUUCAAAAAGAGACAUGUUUCAGUCCUCAAUGCUGCCCUUUGUUUUACAGGUACAAGUUUUCUAGCUCAGACAACUAAGACAACCAUAGGCUGUCUCCAGGUCUUACUCGCAUGCCCUUGGGGCUGUUCCUCUGAGUUGCAGACAGAGUGGGACUGUGAUGGUACAGUGUGCGCAGGUACUGUUCUGACAGACUGGGAUUUUCUGUACUAAAACCUUACUUUGUAUCAAAAGUUACACAGACUUUAGUAUAAUAAUAAAGGUCAGUUUCUGUAACUGGUUGUGGUGAAGA